Molecule: messenger RNA, 1785 nt
Organism: Hypoxylon trugodes
Lineage: Eukaryota; Fungi; Ascomycota; Sordariomycetes; Xylariales; Hypoxylaceae
Exons: 2
Coding region: 36-1460 (474 amino acids)
Biological process (GO): regulation of DNA-templated transcription
Molecular function (GO): DNA-binding transcription factor activity, RNA polymerase II-specific; zinc ion binding
Source: RefSeq, a predicted model, not a curated record
GCCCUCACGCCUGGAACUAUUUUUCAUCAGCGACAAUGGAAAAUAUCGAAAAUAACGAACUGAACGACGAUGUCCUUAUGACCAACGAUGCGCCUGCGACGAGGGAUGACGAUGACCAAUGGUCAGGUGGCACUAUAUUUGAUAUCGAGCGCCUUCUGAGCACUGUUACUAUCCCCGAAAAUGAUAGGGUCUUUAUAGGUGUCAAUGGUUACGAAAGUACGAAGCCUCCGAAACAACUCGCCUGCACACGAUGCCAUGCUCAGAAGCUUCGCUGUGUGCGCAAACAACAUGCGCGAAUUUGCGACCGCUGCCUAUCCGCGAAUCUUGAAUGCAUCGGCCGACAACCGCAACGUAUGGGAAGACCGGUGGAUCGUAACUCUCCGAGGGUUCGGUCUCAGCAGCAAUACCAAGAAGACAAUCGGCGAGACGUCAAUCGUAUCAUCAAGCCAUGUCCACCCGUAGCGCGACCGCAGCGGAAGAAUGGCAAUUCCAUACUAUCCGACAACUCCCUUGCGAUCCCCGACCACACUAGUGAUACUGCGCAAUUGACUACGAGGCUUGACGAACAGUUAUGGCGGAACACUCCACGAAAUGCUUCAGGCACGCAUUUCGGGACGUUAGACGGCAAUACACAAGGAAACGAUAAUAAUAACGUACCGAGCCCCGCACUAGCAAACGGAUACGUCAAUACUACUUCUCGUGCUGAUAUUUUAAUGGAUGAUCUUGGCCUCUCCGACCUAGAUGAUUUCCAAACGAGCGUGUUUCCCUUCGGUAACGGAGCCACUACCCCCAACCAGUACACAAGCUUGAAUACAAUUGAUACCGCAACCCUGCCUUCACCCCCAGAAGACCCGGUUGAACAACUUUCAAGAUUACAUCUCGAGCUUUACCAGUGUCUGACUUCGGUUAAAGCUAUAGAGAAAUCCAAAAGGGCAAAGAUUCGGAAUGAUCCCGACGUGGAUGGUGUGACUAUUGAUAGUAGCUGGUCCGAACGUUUGUUUUGGACGAUAGGAAACUUCAUUGAUGCUCUACGAAGUUACGUCGGAAACGACGCCGAAACGGGCGACCAGAGCAAUAAUGAACAGACAACGAAUUCCACGAAAGAAGGGCAAGACACCAGUAAUGACCCACAAAUCGACAUGGCAACGACGCUUAUGGUAGUGAGUUGCUAUACAAGGCUUCUCCAGAUCUUCGAAGUCGUCGUCUUCAUAGUUGAGACCUUCCGAGUGAUGGAUUGUCCGGGCAGCUAUGUGCAGAUCAGGUUUGGAAGUUUCAUUCCCCCAAAGAACAAAGAAUUACAUGCUCGGUUCCUAGGCCAAUAUGUCAUACACUUGAUAGAUAGUGUAUCGGAGGCAGUCGAUACAGCUGUGGCAUCGCGGCAACCCUACGCUCGGGCUAUUGCCGAAGUCCGAAAGCUCGAAAUUAGACUGAAGGAACGCAUUCUGACGAGCCUUUCCUAAGACCGAGUAGUGCAGCGAUGAAAUACAUAGUCCAGAGCCGAUUCAUCACUCUUAUGCAACGUUUGAUUUAUUCUUGGCCAGGAUUGGGGUCCUAAUAUAUGCGCAAAAGUGCACCUGUCUCUAUCCCACCGGUACAUAUCCGUAUUAUGUAAGCAUAUGAGAAGGGGCGUCGGAUCUUCUCCGACACUUUCCAUUUCGACGACGGACUACUACCCCAACCGGACAGCCCCUGAUUUCAACCCAGGCCGGCAUUGCUCACCAACGAUGCUGGCAGCAUGGAAGCCCCACUAACCCCAGGAAGGACAAUUCGGAUAUGUUGCAAUCC